This is a messenger RNA of Notothenia coriiceps (black rockcod), 1083 nucleotides long. RefSeq names its product dual specificity testis-specific protein kinase 2-like. Gene Ontology annotation, molecular function: ATP binding; protein serine/threonine kinase activity. The transcript is spliced from 3 exons. Gene Ontology annotation, biological process: protein phosphorylation; positive regulation of stress fiber assembly; actin cytoskeleton organization. Gene Ontology annotation, cellular component: nucleus; cytoplasm. Lineage: Eukaryota; Metazoa; Chordata; Actinopteri; Perciformes; Nototheniidae. Bases 739 to 1071 code for a protein of 110 amino acids. The record is from RefSeq and is a predicted model, not a curated record.
UACAAAUAUAUUCACCCCAUAAAAAGGGCACUUUCUCUGGAGGAAGAAAAAGGGCAGGGGCUCAAGCCCACUUUGAUGUCUAUAUGUGCACGUGCCUGCUCUGUGCCAUAUGUCCAGUCCUGUGUUAUAACGGCAGGUUGGCUACAGUUUAUUGUGUCAUCUUAUAUUCUCCCAAUUCUUCCACAGGGACCUGUGCAUUAUUGUAGCUUGGCCCUACCAGCCCUCCCUCUCCAGGUACCGUGCCGCUUCCGUCAUCUCUCCUCCAUUAACGGGAUGCUGGAGGGACCCAGACCACCCACGCACCGGCACGCUGAGGCCACGUUCAAGGGCUGCAGGAGUUUCUAAAACCUCGGUGACGAGGAGUAAUGAAGUGACUUCAUCGUGAGACUUUCUCUGUCACUCCUGGGUGGGCACAGUGAGCCACACAGAAGCCCUGGAGGGGGGGCUUUGAAUCCUGAUGACUGAACUCUUUACCUCACAUGAGUUGAAUGAGAAUGGAAUCUGUGGAUCUCAAAAGAACAAAUAUAGAUAAUAUGUGUUCUAUAUUUGUGUAAUAAGGCGCAGUAUUGUGUGAAAUAUAUCUUAUCAGGUUAUCACAUCGCAGCCUUGAUCAUUGUGACAUCAUGAUGGUGGGACCCCCCUUCCCCUCGUGUCUCAGGACUACUGCUAUCUAAAAAAAACGUUGGUUAAUCUGUGGGAACAGAGCACCUGUAGAGAGGGUGGUGGUCCUCCAGCAUCAUGGACUACCAUGCUGAGUGCUGCUUCUGUGACCCCGAGGAGGGCUAUGGCAGCCCGGAUGAGCCCCCCCUCCACAGUAUCCACGCUCAAAACCGCAUCAGGCCAUCAUCGUACCGAGCCCUGCGGAGCGCCGUGUCCAGUCUGGCCCGCAUCGACGACUUCUUCUGUGAGAAGAUCGGAUCAGGCUUCUUCUCUGAGGUCUUUAAGGUGCAGCACCGGAUCACAGGCCAGGUGAUGGCGCUGAAGAUGAACACGCUGGCUAGCAACAAAGCUAACAUGCUACGAGAAGUGCAGCUCAUGAACAGGCUCUGCCACCCAAACAUACUCAGGUAGGUCACAAAGUGU